Molecule: messenger RNA, 3325 nt
Organism: Sorghum bicolor (sorghum)
Lineage: Eukaryota; Viridiplantae; Streptophyta; Magnoliopsida; Poales; Poaceae
Product: probable LRR receptor-like serine/threonine-protein kinase At1g05700
Exons: 12
Coding region: 154-2973 (939 amino acids)
Biological process (GO): protein phosphorylation
Molecular function (GO): protein kinase activity; ATP binding; protein binding
Source: RefSeq, a predicted model, not a curated record
UACGUCCACUGGCCGGACAUGAGUGCUAGCGUGGCCGUGGCCAGUCCCUUGUUGGUCUGGUCACUACUAGCUACCGCUAGUAGAAGAUCACCUUGAAUACAGAGAAGCCGGGCAUCUGGCUCCAGCGAGAAUAGAUUAGAAUAGGUGGUGGCAAUGAGGCAAUCAAAGCUGAGAGCAGUGGCGGCAAUGGCAACGCGGUGGUUGUUACUCCUCUGCCUCGCGCUCGCGCAAGCUGCCACCGCCGCCACUGAUGACGACACUGGUGGUUUCAUUAGCAUCGACUGUGGCUUCCCGGGGACGACGAGCUACGUGGACGACGCCACCACGCUGUCGUACGCCCCGGAUGCCGCGUUCAUCACCGACGCCGCCGCCGGCGAGAACUACAACGUCUCGGCUGCGCACGUCACGCCGGAGCUCGCGAGGAUCUACCGCGACGUGCGCAGCUUCGCCGACGGCGCGCGCAACUGCUACACGCUCCGGUCACUCUCGGUGGGGCUCAAGUACCUCCUCCGCGCCAGCUUCAUGUACGGCGACUACGACGGCCUCAACCGGCCGCCCGUCUUCGACCUCUACAUUGGCGUCAACCUGUGGAAGACGGUGAACACGUCAUCGGAACCGCCGGACGGCCGAGUCGUCGCGGAGGCCAUCGUCGUCGUGCCGGACGACUUCGUCCAGGUUUGCCUGGUGAACACCGGCUCCGGGACGCCGUUCAUCUCCGGGCUGGAGCUGAGGCCUCUCAAGAGCUCCAUCUACCCGCAAGUGAACGCGACACAGGGACUGGUCUUGCUAGCCAGGCGCAACUUCGGCCCGACUGAUAGUACAGACAUUGUCAGGUACCCUCAUGAUCCAUAUGACAGAAUAUGGAUACCUAUAAUUGACGUCACCGACUGGACCGUGAUAUCCACGAUAGAAACAGUGGAGAACGAAUACAAAGACCUCUUCGAGGCGCCGUCAAAGGUGAUGCAAACAGCAAUCACGCCGCGUGACACUGCCAACAGCAUCAACUUACAUUGGGACUCUAAGCUGCAAUCCAAGGGCCCGUCGCUUGGGUACAUACCGGUCUUCCACUUCUCUGAUGUGCUGCAGGGCGGUGGAUUACGCCAGUUUAACAUCAACAUCAACGACAAGUUGUGGUAUCAAGAUUACACGCCAAAGCAUCUCUACAGCGGCUAUAUCUUCGGUACAAACCCCUAUACCAACCAAAUCCAAUAUAAUGUCUCCAUCGUCAAGACAGCCACCUCAAUGCUCCCACCUAUCAUCAACGCCGCCGAGGUUUUCACUGUCAUCUCCACUACCAAUGUUGGCACGGACUCAGAGGACGUCUCUGCUAUGAUGGCUAUCAAGGCGAAGUAUCAGGUGAAGAAAAACUGGAUGGGAGACCCGUGCGUUGCGGAGACUUUUAGGUGGGAUGGUCUGACGUGCAGCUAUGCCAUUUCCAGUCCUCCAAAAAUUACUGGCGUAAACAUGUCUUUCAGUGGUCUGAAUGGUGACAUAUCAUCUGCUUUCGCAAAUCUCAAGGCCGUCCAAUCCUUGGAUUUGUCACACAACAACCUGACGGGCUCAAUUCCUAGCGCCCUGUCACAGUUACCGUCACUGACAACUCUAGAUUUGACCGGGAAUCAGCUCAGCGGAUCAAUCCCCCCUGGACUUCUCAAAAAAAUCCAAGACGGCUCCUUGAAUCUAAUUUAUGCCGAUAAUCCAAACCUUUGCACCAACGAAGAUUCAUGUCAGACGACGAAAGGUAAUAAGAGCAAGCUAGCCAUCUACGUCGCUGUUCCUAUGGCUCUGGUUGUGGUGGCACUGACAGUCCUGCUAUGUUGUUUGCUGCUGCGGCGAAAUAAGCGAGGGUCAGUGGACGUCUCCAUGAAGCCCCGGGACAAGACUUCGAUGAGCCUUGCUCCAAUUGCAGGCGACGAACACAGACGCAGCUCGCUGCAGCUUGAGAACCGCCGGUUCACAUACGAGGACCUAGAGAUGAUGACCAACAACUUCCAGCGUGUAAUUGGGCGGGGCGGCUUUGGAUACGUCUACGAGGGCUUCUUGGAGGAUGGCACUCAGGUGGCGGUCAAGAUGAGGUCUCAGUCGUCCAAUCAGGGUGCCAAGGAGUUCCUCACGGAGGCACAAAUCUUGACACGGAUCCAUCACAAGAAUCUCGUGUCCAUGAUCGGUUACUGCAAAGAUGGGGUGUACAUGGCGCUCGUCUAUGAGUACAUGUCAGAAGGAUCCCUGCAAGAGCACAUUGCAGGAAAACACUUGACUUGGGGGCAGAGACUUCGAAUCGCACUGGAAUCAGCGCAAGGGCUAGAGUAUCUGCACAAGGGCUGCAACCCGCCUCUCAUUCACAGGGACGUGAAGACAUCCAACAUCCUACUGAAUGCGAAACUGGAGGCCAAGGUUGCUGAUUUUGGCUUAUCAAAGGCUUUGGAUCGUGACAUCUACACUCAUGCGUCCACAAAUAGGCUUGUUGGCACGCCAGGAUACGUCGAUCCAGAGUAUCACGCAACAAUGCAGCCAACCACUAAGAGCGACGUGUACAGUUUCGGCGUGGUGCUGCUAGAACUGGUCACAGGGAGGCUUCCUAUCUUGCACGACCCGCCUCAGCCCACCAGCGUCAUCCAGUGGACACGGCAGCACCUGGCACGCGGCGACAUCGAGGGCGUGGUGGACGCGUCCAUGGGAGGCAACCAUGAUGUCAACAGCGUGUGGAAAGCCGCGGAGGUCGCGCUCCAGUGCACCGAGCAGGCGUCGGCGCAGCGCCCCGCCAUGACCGACGUGGUGGCGCAGCUCCUAGAGUGCCUCGACCUCGAGAAGGGGCGCACCGGGGGCGACGCCAGCAGAAGCUUCUUCUCCGACGGAGAAAGCGGCGACACGACGACCAAUGCGCACGUUGCUGCUAACCAAUCCACUGACAUGAGCCAGAGCAGUGCAUUUGAAAUGGUGCCAAUGAUGGCUACAGGUCCUGCCACGAGGUAAAGACUAUAGUUGCCUGUUUCACCAAGGCACAUGGAAAUGUUCAGACAUUUUUUAUGAAGAACUUUUAUUUCAUUCCAAUGUAGUAUGAAAUAAGAAAAUCCCUGCAACCACAUAUACACCAAGCUGGUGCAUAUAUAUAGCCAUUACAUAUAUGAAAAGGACCAAAAAGAAAAGAAACGAGGAAGACCAAUUGGUAUGCACGAAGCAAUAUCGAGUCAUAUAUGCAAAAUAUGUGGAAAUUGUUCGGACAGUUGGAGUGUCUUCAAUUUACAAAUUUUCAUUGUAAGACCAUGUCAUCGAUGUAUUUGUCUUGGCUUUGCUUUUCACGGUGAGACACUUCUUUUUGUUCUUU